AUGAGCAGGUCAGAGGAAUUUUUGUUUCUAUUAGCAACUUCCUUUGGAGGAAUAAUUGGGCUUGGAGAGGCAGAGGAGGACAGAGUUGGUUUAUUGCACACGUUGGCAACGCUCCCCUCGCACCCCGAGAGUGUCCCAAUAAAUUCACUGAUUGCAGUAAAAGGCACCCCUCUGGAAGAUCAGAAGGUGUUGGAUGUGGGAAAAGCUUUCCAAUUUUGA
Ilex paraguariensis (yerba mate) is the source of this 219-nucleotide messenger RNA. NCBI's taxonomy places the organism in Eukaryota, Viridiplantae, Streptophyta, Magnoliopsida, Aquifoliales, Aquifoliaceae. The record is from the annotation of a GenBank genome assembly.